AGGUACGGUGAGCACUUGGGUUUGCUUGUUCGUGCAGCCGGAUCGCACCGCCUCCGCCCACGCACGCACGUGUAGAAUCCGGGGAACGUAACGUAGCACCGCUUCACAACGGCACGCCUUUUAGUGUUUCCUUAUGUCCUCCACUACCCUUUCCCCUCCCCCUCCCCCACAGCCACUACCGGCGUUGGAGUCGUUCAUCGAGGUCCUCCCGGUCCCCCCGCUGCACGAUCGCCGGCGUGGUGUUGUGCGCUUUGUCGGUCUCACCGACUUCGCACCCGGCGAGUGGGUCGGCGUGGAGCUCGUCGGCAGUGAAGGCCGCAACGACGGCUCGGUGAAGGGUCAGAGCUACUUCAAAUGCCUGCCGGGGCAGGGCGUCUUCGUGCGACCGAAUCUGGUCGUUCCCUACGAGCCUGCGAAAACGACGGAUGUCAACAGCGCGCCGCAACCGUCGCUGACCACGACGGCGGACUUAGAGGCACAACUCGCCGUGCUGCAGCAGCAAGCAGCAGAAAGCGCGGCAGCACAAGCGAAGUUGAGCGACGCACUGCAGAGUGCAAAAGACGAACUUGUCAGGGUGAAGGCCGACGCAGAAGCGCGGAAGGCCACUGACGACGACGACGACUUCGCGGCCCAGGUGCGUCUGGAGGAAGAGCGCUUCGCCCUGCAGAAGCAGCUGGAGGCGUAUCAAGUGGAGCUGCAGGCAGCAAUCGCAUCUUCCCGCACAGCGCAAGCGGCUCAGGCAGUAGCAGAGGCACGUGCCACGAGUGCGCAGGUGGCACAGCAGCGCAGCGAAGACGCACGCGCGCAGCUGCAAGCGCAUGCUGACGACUUACAGAAAGAGCUCGCGAAGGUGCACGCAGACUCGACGGCAACGGUGACUACCGCCCAAGGAGAGGCUGUCAAGAAAGAGGAGAGCGUGAUGAACGCGCUGCCACAACUACAGCAGCAGCAGCAGCUGCAGCAGCCACCUUCCUUGAACUCGACGACAACGGAACAGCUCGAGUCUCUGCGUAGCGAACUUCAACGAAGCAAAUUGGAGACGCAGCAACUGCGCUGCGUGCGCGACGAUCUCGAAGUGGCGAAAGAAAUGUGUAGAAAUGAAUUAGCGGAAGCGAAGGCGCAUUGGGCCGCUUCGGAAGAUCGAACACGGGCGGUAGAGAAGCGCCUGGAAGACGAGCAGCGUAAGCGUCGCGGGGAGGCGGAGGAGACGAACGCGGCACACGCCGCCAUCUUGGCCGGGCUUCGUGCGGAGUUGGAGGCUCUGAAAGGAGAGAAGGCAAACCUGGAGAGCCGUGCAGCAGCGGAGCUGCGUGCGACGGAGGAGCGCCUGACAUACGAAAGAGACGCCGCGCUGCGUGCGCACGAAGCGGAGGCCCAAAAAGCUCUCGCCGCCAUGCAGCACGAGAAAGACGAGCUGCGGGAGCUGUGCCAGCUUCUCGAGGACGAAUUAAAGGAGGAGAAAAGUCAGUCCGACGAGCUGGCGCGGCUGGUGGAGAAUCUCGGGUCAGAACAGGCAUCCUCACAGGCCGCGGUGGACAACGCACAGCAGCAGACGGCGGGGGAGAGAGACCGGCUGCGCCGCGAGGUGGAGGAAGCACGGGCACGCGAGGUGCAUCUCAUGGCAGCGAUGGAAGCCGCCCAGCAAGAGAAGGACGCCGCGCUGCGGCUGGUGGAAACAGAGAGGAUGAGUGCAGCAGUACCGCCAGACGGACAAGCGGCAAAGAAUGCAGCGGCCGCACACCUCGCGGUGGAAUCCGCGAGCACGUCGAAUGAAGUGUCGCUGGCAUCUCCGGUUGACGAUGCCGCCGCGCUGGAGAGGUACCGCAACGAACUGGAUGAAGCGCACGUGCGCAUUAUGCAGCUGACGAGUACGCAGCAGGUGGCGCAGGACCUGCAGCAACGCUGCGACGAGCUCUCUCGUGCGGGGCAGCAUCAACGCCUUGAAGCGCAAAAGCGGCUGGAUGAAGCGCAGAACGAGGCAGCGGCAGCCGCUGCCAAAGCGAUGGCGGAAAUCACGCUGUGGAAGCGGCAGUGCGCGGCGGCACAGCGAAGUGCGGCGGACCUCGCCAAUGUCGUGGCGGAGUUGCAGCAGCAACUUGGCAAAGACGACGCCGCUGAGAGCUCUGUGGGCCGUCACAAGACUUUUCCUCUUUCUUUGGGAUCAAGAUUAGACGCCGGUCGCGAGAGACGUUAUGAGGAGCGCAUUGCGGCGCUUACCCGGCAGCUGCUGGAGCACCAGUCCGCGCGCAUGUCAACGGUGUCUGCCUGGCCGAGUUUCUCCGCGCAGAGAAACUCAAAUGUGAGAACUAAUGACGCGUCGUCCGGCUUGUCGCGGUCGCCGGUGAAGCUCUUGGAUUUUAGUAGCCCUGAGGCAUGUAAAGCAUCCGUCCACUCCCUGUUCCGUGCAGCGUAA
Molecule: messenger RNA, 2413 nt
Organism: Leptomonas pyrrhocoris
Lineage: Eukaryota; Euglenozoa; Kinetoplastea; Trypanosomatida; Trypanosomatidae
Exons: 1
Coding region: 134-2413 (759 amino acids)
Source: RefSeq, a predicted model, not a curated record